AAGGCGUCCACAAUUCAAAGAUGUCGUUUAAUCUAUCGGCCGCAGCGACGUAGUGAAGACUGUCGUUUUGGCAGCCAAAUUGCAAUCUUCUUCUCUUUACGUACAGCGAAGGGGUUAGAUGAAGAGAAAGAGAGGAGGCGAGGAGGAGGGCAUGGAUAUCGUGUGGCAGACUCCAGCGAAUCCCCCGCACCCGCACGAUUACGUCUUUCGAAACGGAAUACGAUUCGUUAGACCAUACUACUUUGAAUUCAUCGCUCACGUCAAAAAUCGGUGGGCGGGGAAAACCAUUGUAGACUUAUUUGCUGAGGAGUUUAAAGGUCGGCCUUAUGAUUAUUAUGUUAGUGCAGUGAAAUGUGGAAGGAUUCAAGUAGAUGGUGAGAUUGUACCAGUUUCAUACGUAGUUAAACCUUCUCAAAAGAUAAGCCAUUUCUUACACAGGCAUGAACCACCUGUGAUGGCUUGUGAUGUUGUUAUUCUUCAAAAUGAACCAGAUGUGCUAACUAUUUGUAAGCCAGCAUCUGUUCCUCUGUUACGUAGGUACACCCAUGUGGUCAAUAUCGGAAGAACACUGUUGUUGGCAUUCUUCAAGCUGAGCAUGGCCUGGCACCUCUAUUUCGUAUCCAAAAAUGCAUUCUGGGGAAGAGAUAAAUGGCUUCUUAUUUUGGCGAGAAAUGCUGCAAAAGCUGACAUCUUUAGGCAACAGAUAGAAGCUGGUUUAGUCCACAAACAGUAUAUAGCAAAAGUAGUUGGAGAAUUUCCUGAGGAUAAGCUCAUUGUUGAUGCCAAUAUUGAAUAUAAUGCACGUGAAGGAAGGAGCACAGCGGAGGGGAAGGCAUUUUACAAUGAUCUUCUGUCUGUAGCAAGGAGCCUUUUCUUGCUGGUCAGAGACUCCGCAAAGGGGAAGGCUGCCUGUACAAAAUUUACUCGGAUUAGUACUAAUGGAACUCAAAGUAUUGUUUUAUGUGAACCUAUCACUGGCCGUACUCAUCAGAUACGUGUUCAUUUACAGUAUUCAGGGCACCCAAUAGCCAACGACAUGCUGUACCUCUCAGAACAAACUGUUGAUCGAUCUGUCAAAGGGUGGAGUGCUGAUAGAUCAGCUCGCAUAUCUAAUGUUUCUCUGACAUCAGAUCUUGAUGAAGUGCUCAAUGCAUGCGAAGAAAAUUCCAAUGAAGAUUUUAGCAUUGAUCCCAUGUGUACAAAUUGUCCAAAUUUGGCACCCAAAGGUUUUUAUAAUUGCAGAUAUGAUGGUGAUGAAGAUGGUCUAUGGCUUCAUUGUAUUCGCUACACGGGGCCUGGAUGGGCGUACGAGUGUCCAUAUCCUGAUUGGGCUAAACUUAUCUAGACAAUUUGAUAUAUUUUUCAUCGUAAAUUUCAAACAAAUAUGCAACGACUUAUUUUGAGUUUUCAUCUGAGUUGUGCUGGUUACUGAAAAACUGUUUAAUCUUUUGCUAGUAUUCAGGGACACUGGAUUGGAAUGAUCAAUUAUUGUUACUAUUGAUUUUUUCGCGAUGGAAAAUCAGUAGACUAUUCUAUUUUAAAAUGAUUAAAGGUUUUUUAUAGUCUA
Vigna angularis (adzuki bean) is the source of this 1567-nucleotide messenger RNA. RefSeq names its product RNA pseudouridine synthase 7. The record is from RefSeq and is a predicted model, not a curated record. Lineage: Eukaryota; Viridiplantae; Streptophyta; Magnoliopsida; Fabales; Fabaceae. Gene Ontology annotation, biological process: pseudouridine synthesis. Gene Ontology annotation, molecular function: pseudouridine synthase activity; RNA binding. The transcript has 13 exons. Bases 119 to 1345 code for a protein of 408 amino acids.